GAGGAAGAGGAGGGGGGAGGAGGGUGACUAGGGGACUCCAGAUUUCGUAAUCUCUCCAGCAUGGUGACGCUGCUGCUGCUGCUGCAAACUCCUUCGUUCCGUUUGGACUUGUAGCAGAGAUAUGCAUCUCUUUAACACUUCUAUAAUCACAACAAGUUAUUGAGCAACUAACAGAGAGACAGACAUGUCCGCUCAAGGAUUGUUAAGCAGCGUUUUCUCCUGCUCGCUAAGCCCCAAAACUAUCUCCAAGCGCAGACUGAGACAGACCAGGAGCUUGGACCCGGCGUUGAUGAGACAUUAUGGGACAGAAAAAGCUGAGGAGACGUCCUAUAAUGAUAAGGGUGACUUCACCUGGAGCAGCGUGUCAGGGCGUAGCGUUGGCCUGAAGUCCGUCCCUCUGCAAAGCCUCUCAGAGUUGGAGAGGGUUCGUCUCCAGAACGUGGCCUUCGCGCGACUGCUUCGGGAUCGCGACCUUGGCUGCCACAUCGCCAUCCCUAAAUAUGGACACAAACACAAGAAGCUCCUUCGGCGGAAGUUGGAUUCAUUAUCUAAAGAAAAAAGUAAAGACAAAGAGACGAUGCCCCAGGCGUUUGGCAUACCGCUGUCGCAGGUCAUAUCCAACGACCGCACACACAAGCAGCGGCACGAUCCCCCGCGGGAGGAGCACAGUGACCCCACAGAGUUGAUGCUUUCCUUCCUUCACCUCAACUCCAGCUUCAGAAGGGGCAACAGCAAAGAGCUCUCCAGCAGCAACUCUUCACUUAGCUCCAAUUCUGAGACCCCUAAUGAAUCACCUCUGCUCAGCACGCCCGACACAGCCCCACGGACACGCAGGAGGGGCGGAGUAUCUGUGGAUUGCAUCACCGAUCUUGACGAUAACCAGUCUCGGCUCUUGGAGGCCCUUCAGCUCUCUCUGCCGGUGGAGGCAGCUGGCAACAGGAAGAAGCACCACGACAAAAAGCUCAGCCUUAACCCUAUUUACAGGCAGAUGCCCCGGGUGGUGGAUCUCUGCUGCCAGCACCUGGAAAAAUACGGUUUACAGACGGUGGGAAUUUUCCGUAUCGGGAGUUCCAAGAAGAGAGUACGACAGCUUCGCAAGGACUUUGACCAGGGAUGGGAGGUACAUUUGGACGAGGAGCACAGUGUCCAUGAUGUAGGCGCGUUGCUAAAAGAGUUCCUCAGAGACAUGCCUGACCCGCUGCUAACAAGAGAGCUCUACACGGCCUUCAUCAACACAAUGUUGCUGGAUUAUUCAGAGCAAGAGAGCGCCAUCCAGCUCCUGAUAUUUCUGCUGCCUCCCUGUAACAGCGACACGCUGCAGCGCCUCCUCUGCUUGUUGUCCACAGUGGCUGCACAUGCCGAAGACAGCUUGGACAUUGAUGGACAGGAGAUCACAGGAAACAAGAUGACGCCGCUCAAUUUAGCCACCAUCUUCGGGCCCAACCUCUUGCACAAGCAGAAAAACUCAGACAAGGAGUUUGCGGUCCAGAGUUUUGCUCGUGCGGAGGAGAGCACCGCCAUCAUCGGCGUGCUCCAAAGGAUGAUCGAUACAUACGAUACGCUAUUUAUGGUUCCUGCUGACCUGCAGAAUGAGGUGCUGAUGAGUGUGCAAGAAACGGAUCCCGAUGUCGUGGAUUACUUACUGCGGAGGAAGGCCUCUCAGCACUCCGAGCCAAGCCUCCUCAGAGCAGGAGAGCCCUUCUGUCUGACUGAGAGAUGCUUAUCCAACGACUCCAUCAAAGCAUCUAGUGGAGAGGUGUCUCCCUAUGACAACAACUCUCCUGUCCUGUCAGAUCGACUGCUGUGUAAAUAUCCAGAGGACAGCAGUCCCAUCUCGGAUGGGAUCUCCAGACUCUCCGGGCAGUACAAACUCAGCGGCCGUUCUAAAGACGGAUCGGGCAGCACCUCUCCUACACUUUCUACGGAUAAAGAGGCCUCAACUGAUAAUUUCUGGGACACCUGGCAUGGACUGUUCAGCAAGGACUUUACUGGCCAUCAUAUCACUGGCUCCCUCGGAGACGUGUCGGAAUGUGAGUCAUAUGGCUCUUCGGAGGGGCUGAGCAGUCACCAAGGUAACAACAAGCUGCCUGUCAGACCAACACAAACCUCAUUGGGCGUGCUGGAAAUCAGGCCACACCCCCCGGUGACUCGCAGCAGCAGUGGUCCUCACGACCAGAGAGGACCUCAAUCAUCAUUACAUCAGGGAUUGAGCGGCCAAUCAGGAGCCCUCAGCUCAGGCAACUUAGCAGAAAGGACAGGACAGCAUGCACGUCCUUUGCUUAAGGUCAGAACGGACGAUUUGUCUGCCCUUCACUGCUCUGGACAGCUGAGGGAGACCCAUAUUUCUUACUCCACGCCCUCCCUCUUCACGUAUCAGCCCGACUCACAAACCCCACAGCUGUCCCAGCAAAGCCCUGCCACCCAGACUGUAGAUACUGCAGACGCCUCCGGACCUGGGACAGAAAAGGGUCCUGGUACACCCAACUGGCAGACGGAGAGGUGGCAUAUAUGGCAUAUACUGUCAAAAGAAAAUGCAGACGCCCUGCCUGAAACCUUGGUGUGAUGCACCCUUUGACUUUGUUGAACUAUACUGAAGACUUUAAGAGAAAGAGGCCAUUCUCCUGUCACAUCAUCAGUUGCUGAAAUGCUACCGUCCGUCCGUAUAAUGCAGUAUUAGUUAAUGUUUCUCAUGACGGGACUUAACACAAAACACCAUCUUAGAUGUGAUCUUAUUUAACAGGGUUUUCUAACUGUAUAUAUACAAUAAUGUUGCAUAUUUAAACAUGAUAUAAAUAAUAUUUUGUUGUAGUUUACUUUAAUGUGUUGUAGUCAUUAACAUAUUUGCAACACAACCAUCAAAAUGUUUUAUUUGGACGACAUGAAUGUUUUUUUUUAAGCUCAAUGUAAAAAUAUAAAUCCGGUUUAUGUUCUAAUAUUGCUCUAAAUGUGUACUGUAGUGCCUUGAUAUGUACUAAGGCUACGUUAACAUCGCGUUUUGUUACAGGCUCCAAUUAUAAUCUAUUUGUGAGUUCAUACUUCAUCUUCUAAACUGUAGACAUAUCGUACGUGUAGGAAAACGGCAGCAUGAAUUAGAAUCAGUUCUGUGGUGUGAAAUGAGACAAUUUAAAUGUAACAAAAGU
This is a messenger RNA of Sebastes umbrosus (honeycomb rockfish), 3140 nucleotides long. Its product is annotated as rho GTPase-activating protein 6-like. The coding region runs from base 185 to 2563 and encodes 792 amino acids. The transcript has 13 exons. The record is from RefSeq and is a predicted model, not a curated record. Gene Ontology annotation, biological process: signal transduction. Lineage: Eukaryota; Metazoa; Chordata; Actinopteri; Perciformes; Sebastidae.